Messenger RNA from Centruroides sculpturatus (bark scorpion), 1301 nucleotides. Its product is annotated as sin3 histone deacetylase corepressor complex component SDS3-like. Lineage: Eukaryota; Metazoa; Arthropoda; Arachnida; Scorpiones; Buthidae. The record is from RefSeq and is a predicted model, not a curated record. Bases 68 to 883 code for a protein of 271 amino acids. Gene Ontology annotation, biological process: negative regulation of transcription by RNA polymerase II. Gene Ontology annotation, cellular component: Sin3-type complex. Gene Ontology annotation, molecular function: histone deacetylase binding. The transcript has 9 exons.
GUGGCGCCACUAGCGAGCGGUUAAUCUUGUUUAUUGGGAAACUCGGCCACGGCUCCAAGUUAGUGAUAUGAAGAUGAGCGAAAACGAUUUGGAAGAGGAAAAUAGCAACGAUUACGAAGAAGAAAGAGAAAACGAAGAUCGAGAUUCGGACGAAGAUACUGAAGAUGCCAGCGAAACAGAUAUGGUUAAACAAGAGGAGGAGUUUACGGAAAUUAAAGAACAAAUGUACCAAGACAAGUUAGCGAAUCUGAAGAAGCAGCUCCAACAGUUGCAGGAAGGCAACCAUCCAGAGUAUUUACGUCGACUGAAGAAACUGGAACAGACAUAUCAGGAUCGUGUCAUACUAAAUGACGUCUUUCAGAUAUACGAGAUCGAGAGAGUAGAGAGAGAGUACAUAAAUGAAAAGAAAGCUUCUGUGCGAGAAUUUGAAGAGAAGAAGAUAGAGUUGAGAGAGAAUCUCAUAAUGGAAUUAGAGGAAAAGAGACGGAUGAUUGAAGCCGAGAGAAACACUAUCGAACUCACUGGAGAUUCGAUGGAUGUGAAACCCGUGACAACGCGUAAACUGAGAAGACGGCCCAAUGAUCCGAUACCGAUGCCAGAGAAGAGACGGAAAACUUCACCAGCUCAGCUUAAUUAUUUAUUAGACGAGAGUGAAAUUUUAGAAGAUCUGAAGAUCUUAAACAAAGGAAAGUUACCAACUGGUUUAAGGAAACAAGACUAUUUAGACCAAAUUCCGAGUGAAAAUGGCUCAGCGAACAUAGAAGCACGGAUAGAAGACGGAAAACUCUACUAUGAUAAAAAAUGGUAUGGAUUAAGAAGACAAACGACAGCUGCAAGGUCCGCAUAUACAUCUCCCAGUUACAGAAAGGGAAGUUUUCUAUAAGGAGAAGAUCCUCCUGAUGUGACUUUUUUAAUCGCGGACGACGCUUUCAAAAAACCGUCGAACAUCUUCGUCUUAGGAACAUCGUGCCGAGGAGAUCCUCCCCGGUCUCGUCGACUCCGAUACUGUAAAUAUAUCAUAUGUUUUAGUUUAUCGAUCCUCCGUUUGCAAACGGAAAUUUUUUACCCAACGGAUUUAUUUUCCAGAAUUUGUUUAGACGAGGAAAAACUAUUUUUAGUUUUAAUGGAAAUUUAAAUCUCGUUUCUCGAUUUUACAGAUUCUACAUCAAAUUAUUUUUUCAGCAAAAUUAAUAAUAUAACACUUUAUAUGAUCUACCAGUUUCCGGGGAAACUCGUAGAUUUAAUAUAAAAAAAUGUAAAAAUGAAGCUUUAUUAAAGCCAUGUUUGAUUUAAAUUUUUUG